This is a messenger RNA of Uncinocarpus reesii 1704, 897 nucleotides long. RefSeq lists its product as uncharacterized. Lineage: Eukaryota; Fungi; Ascomycota; Eurotiomycetes; Onygenales; Onygenaceae. The transcript is spliced from 3 exons. The record is from RefSeq and is a predicted model, not a curated record. The coding region runs from base 1 to 897 and encodes 298 amino acids. Gene Ontology annotation, biological process: biosynthetic process.
AUGGAGGAAUCAAUAAUGCUGGUCCAGUCAGCCCCAACCGGGUUCGAGUCUGCUCCGCCGCUUGUGUUGAUUCACGAUGGAGGCGGCACGACGGUCUCUUAUUUCUACCUCGAACCCUUGGACCGUGCAGUAUAUGGGAUCCAAAACCCCAGGUUUUACUCCGGUGAGCCAUGGAAAGGUGGCCUGUCAGAGAUGGGGAGGGUCUACGCCAGCUUGGUGCGCUCUGUUAUCGCGUCAGGGCCGAUCAUCCUGGGAGGUUGGUCUCUUGGGGGUAUACUGUCAUUAGAAGUUGCCAGCGUGCUUGCCAGAUCUUCUGACAUUCAGGUUCUGGGUAUCGUGAUGGUCGAUAGCAUCAACCCUUUCCGGGUCGCGCCUCAAAAUCCCAAUAUUGUACCUUACCAAAUUGAGUAUGGCGAGCACGCGAAACCGGAAACACGGGAGCUGGUUUCGAACUGUAUGAAUCUCGCGGUCGCCAUGGCCUCGGCCUGGGUUCCACCCGUGUGGAAGGGAUGCAGCGACCACGGUCAUGUUCUUCGACGACAGGCACUGGAGGCUGAGUUGUCGGCCCGAAUGCCCGCGGAAUACGGCCAUCUGUGCUCGGUGACAGAACUGGAUGUUCCCUGGCGAGAGAUGCCUCCCACUGUGCCACAGACCAUUCUCCUUCGCUGCAAUGAGUAUGUUCCCGUCUCUACGGCGGACAACUCCCACGCGGUUGCGAGAGUGGAUGUAGCGCGGAAUCUGAGCAAGUUGGGAUGGGAGGAUUGUGGAUACGACAUGGUGUCUGCUGUUCUUGAAAUCCCUGGCCAUCAUUUCGACAUCUUUGCCAAACAUCAUUUGGACGACCUUUCGUUGCGUGUCAAAUUGGCGUGUCGUAUGCUAGAACGGGUGGCAUUGUGA